This is a messenger RNA of Terrapene triunguis (Three-toed box turtle), 673 nucleotides long. It is a transcript of the gene PCGF3, whose product is annotated as polycomb group ring finger 3. Gene Ontology annotation, cellular component: PRC1 complex. Bases 197 to 673 code for a protein of 158 amino acids. The record is from RefSeq and is a predicted model, not a curated record. Lineage: Eukaryota; Metazoa; Chordata; Testudines; Emydidae. Gene Ontology annotation, biological process: regulation of transcription by RNA polymerase II. The transcript has 8 exons.
CCGGUCUCAUUCGCUACACACGUUUCAACAAAUGAGACAGAAGUUCAACAGACAACAGUCUGCUUCCCUACACAACCCUGAUUUAUUCCCUGAGCACCAUUCAUCCUGUCCACUGAAUGAAGCAGGGAUCCUGUGGAAAAAAUAGUCUCUGGAUGGCAGACUCUGAAAAGAAAUGCAGUUUUAAGAGACACCAAAGAUGCUGACUAGAAAGAUUAAACUCUGGGAUAUUAAUGCCCAUAUAACCUGUCGUCUCUGCAAUGGAUACCUUAUUGAUGCUACCACUGUAACAGAAUGCUUACAUACCUUCUGUAGAAGUUGCCUGGUGAAGUAUUUGGAGGAAAAUAACACCUGUCCAACAUGUAGAAUUGUUAUACAUCAGAGCCAUCCGCUACAGUAUAUCGGUCAUGACAGAACAAUGCAAGAUAUUGUUUACAAACUUGUUCCAGGCCUUCAAGAAGCGGAAAUGAGAAAGCAGAGAGAAUUCUAUCAUAAACUAGGCAUGGAAGUACCAGGGGACAUCAAAGGGGAGACAUGCUCUGCUAAGCAACAUUUAGAUUCGCAUCGGAAUGGUGAAACUAAAGCUGAUGAGAGUUCAAACAAAGAAACAUCAGAAGAAAAACAAGAAGAAGAUAAUGACUAUCACAGAAGUGAUGAACAGCCUGAAGUGAAUUAA